Tigriopus californicus is the source of this 1593-nucleotide messenger RNA. RefSeq names its product maltase 1-like. The record is from RefSeq and is a predicted model, not a curated record. Gene Ontology annotation, biological process: carbohydrate metabolic process. Lineage: Eukaryota; Metazoa; Arthropoda; Copepoda; Harpacticoida; Harpacticidae. The transcript is spliced from 6 exons. The coding region runs from base 1 to 1521 and encodes 506 amino acids.
AUGAAAGAUUUUGGUUACGAUAUUUCGGAUUUUCGCGACAUUGAUCCCAUCUUUGGUACCAUGGAAGAUUUCAAUAGUUUGCUAGCUAGUGCCCAUAGCAAAGGAUUGAAAUUGGUAAUGGAUUUUGUGCCCAACCACUCCAGCGAUGAGCACGAAUGGUUCAUUCGGUCUCUUCAGCGGGAAGAUCCUUACACAGACUAUUACGUCUGGCAGGACCCAGCUGGGUUUGAUGGAGAUGGGAAUCCAAUCCCUCCCAAUAAUUGGGUUAGUGUGUUCAGAUAUUCCAUGUGGGAAUGGCGCGAGGAGAGGCAACAGUUCUAUCUUCAUCAAUUCGUCCCAGGACAACCGGAUUUGAACUACCGUAAUCCGAAUGUGCUGACGGAAAUGAAGGAUGUGAUCCGAUUUUGGUUGGAAAAAGGUGUGGAUGGAUUCCGUCAAGACGCUGUGGCUCACAUUUGGGAGGACGAGCAGUUCUUGGAUGAGCCUUUGAGUAAUAAUCCAAAUGCCUUAGACGAGAAUGAUUAUGACUACUACGAUCACAUUUAUACUAACAACCUCGAGGGCACACGAGUGAUCUUGGCAGAAUUUUAUACCGUGUUCAAAGAAGUUGAAGCCCUGGAUGGGUUUCCCAGGCUAACAAUGCUAGAGGUAUAUGUGAGCAUCGAAGAUCAAUUGAAGUACUACAAGGUCAGUGACUUCCCUUUCAACUUCGCCCUCAUGAACGUACGUGGACCCCCCGUGAAAGCGGAAGAUGCCAAGCGAGAGAUCGAUCAAAUCCUCGACCGCAUACCCACUAAUUACACUUACAACUGGGUGUUUGGAAACCACGAUAAAUGGCGCUUGCCCGAUCGCAUUGGUGGAUCCGAAUUGGUGGAUGCGUUUAAUCUGAUGUCUCUCUCUCUCCCUGGAGUGGCCAUUUCGUACUAUGGAGAGGAAAUCGGCAUGACCAACAACAUGGACAUCAGUUAUGAGCAGACCGUGGACCCAGCAGGAUGCAAUUGCGGUCCCGAUCAUUACAAUGAUGAGCCUUGCUCCCGAGAUCCCGAACGGACUCCAAUGCAAUGGAAUGCCGAGUUUAAUGCGGGUUUCAAUUCAGAGGGUAGCUCGGAACCGUGGUUGCCAGUCAAUUCAGAUUUCGACACCAUCAACGUUGAUGCUCAGCAAGGAAAUCCUCAAAGCCACUUGAACCUUUAUAAGGAAAUGAUUAAAUUGAGAAACUUGGAACCUACCUACACGUUUGGUGAUGCCAAGACCCAAUUGGAUGGCGACAUCUUAUCUAUCGCUAGAUUGCAGGAGCAAAUCUUUUAUGACGUUUACGUGACCAUGGUCAACUUUGGAAGUGAAACUCAGACUGCCAACAUCUUCCAAAGCUUUCAGCCCUAUUUGGAGUUUGGUCUUGUACUCAUUAGUACCAGUGGACCCGACGGGGAAAAUCCAAUUGGAACUGUCGUUGAUUUAACGUCCAUCUCCCUGGCUCCUUAUCAAACCGUCGUCGUUCGUCUCACUCCUUCCAAAGCUUAAAUCUACUAGCGAUAUACUGAAGGUUGACGGACUGAUAUCAAUAAAAUGGCAACGUCACUCGUUUAUCUUAAA